AUGUCUCCGUUAGCAUCUCCUCGGGUUCAGAUAGUGCCGUUUGGAUCCGCCUACCGCCAUACUCGCCAACCCUCUGAUGAGUCUCUGUCACAUUUACCUCCUCUGCCAGUUUCACCACGAUGGGAUUCGAUGUCAAACCCUUCAAGAUUUAUUCUUGGACAGUCAAUAUCACAGCGAGCAGGAUCACCCUUUGACUCUCCGCACUCGCCGUCACCUUUAAGCUACGACACUGCGGCAAGCACUCCUGUGGAAUCUCGAAACACGUCUCCGACAUUUCUGACAUCCAAAUCGUCACUGGCUGACCUGCGCGCCUACGACAGCCUGCCACCCACCGUGGAGAACUUCUCGCGGCCGCGGAAGCAAAGUAUCCGCCAGCCAAUGACAGACGCGGCUAAGCCACGCCCAGUCCACAGCACCCUGGCUACCGCUACCGCUACCGCGACUGCGACCGCUACAUCGCCCUCUACCCCCGGCCUCAAUCCCGCCGACCAGUACCUCGAGCUUGUAUCACCUUCGCAACAUCCCUUAUGGCCUGCUCCUCCACGUCCCCGCGGUCCUUCAGUUUCAUCCUGUCAGUCUUCAUCUACUUACCACUCGGUCCUUUCUCCACCUUCCAACGACUUUUAUGAGCCUCGAGCGCCCCGUGCUCGGACGGCCAAUGGUGCGACAGCUUCCGCCGCACGGCCACCAUUAAGCUACUCCAACCCGGGGUCGGCCUCACCGAGCCCUGUCGUCGCCCCGUGGAUGAGUGGUGAAGAAUUUAGAUCGAGCUUUCGCUCCCAACUCACAGAAUCUACUGCUCCAGGAACUGCAGUAACUGAGAGAAGUAGCGUCCUUACAAAGGACAGCUCCGUUACAUCGUUAUAUCCGAGCCCUGAAGGCGAAGGGGAGCAAGAAGCCAACCCUGAAAACGACAACGACAACGACCCCGAGCACGACGAACCGAGCCUUGAGGAUGUUAUGGGCAUGUACGAGCAAGGUUUCGACGACGACGAAGACGACGUGCACUACCCUGAUUAUCACAACAGAAAUUCUCGCCCCGUGACAUCAAACUCAGACAUGGAUCAGCGACACAGCAUCAGAGACGAUGCAGAUGACGAGGACUUCCCUCAACGCAAGGUACAAGAGUCCAACUCGACCCUUGACAUGGAGAUCCGAAUGUCCAAGAUGAUCUUCACCCACCCUGCCUUCACAUCAUCAGUACCUCAUAUCGCGGAAAACUACGGUCGCGGAAUGAACGAAAAGCGAGAUUCAGCCAAGUCAUUGGACUCUGAGCCUUCUCUUAAUGAACAACUUUCUUCUGCUGUCGAACCAACACCUACAAGCGCACCACCCGUCUCCGCGCCCCUCUCACCUGUUCGUGAACCUUCCGAGCGACCCGAAACCCCUGAAUCUGGACGCAAUAUGGGCUACGCUUCGGAGCCCGCACCUGAACCAACACCGACAGCAGCACCCGCACCCAUUCCAGGGCCUCAGCCUGUACCUGAGCCAGUAUCCGCCCCUCCACCACCUGUUAUUGCACCUGAACCCGUCCAGCCUGAGGACCCUGGCGCUCGUGACCGAUACGGCUUCAAGAAGGAGAACCAGUACGUCACGCGGCAGCAAUACGAUGCCUGGAAUGCUGGAUACACCGAGUACCUGGCACGCCGUCGGAAGAAGUGGAAUGCCUACCUCAAGGAUAAUGCUCUCAUGACAGAUCACCCCAACCGAUUCCCUGCUCCCAACGCAAAGACAAAGCGCUUUGUUCGCAAGGGCAUUCCUCCCGAAUGGCGCGGUGCAGCUUGGUUCUACUACGCUGGUGGCCCCGCCAUUCUGGCAAAGCACUCGGGUCUUUACGAUAAGCUAACAACUAAGCGAGCUAAGGACGUUGAUGCUGAGGCUAUCGAGCGAGAUUUGCAUCGGACAUUCCCUGACAACAUUAAGUUCAAGCCUCCCGGCGGGAUGGACACGGCAUCAAGCAGCGCUAGAGAAAGCCAGUCAACAAUGUCGGACUCUACUCGGGGAUCCAGCCCAGCGCCUCCCAAUGUGGACGGAGAGACACCAAUCAUCACUUCUCUCCGCCGCGUCCUUCAUGCCUUUGCUGUCUACAACCCUCGAAUCGGAUACUGCCAGAGCUUGAAUUUUCUUGCCGGUCUUCUUCUUCUGUUUGUCGAUACCGAGGAGCAGUGCUUUUGGCUUCUCAAUGUCAUUACACGCAUCUACCUCCCCGGCACCCAUGAGAUGAGUCUCGAGGGAUCCAAGAUUGAUCUGGGCGUUCUCAUGACUGAGAUGCGUACCUCCAUGCCUGCUGUAUGGGACAAGGUCGGCGGUGAGCUUGAGGCUGAUCCCAACUCACGGCCCUCGACAAGCAAGUCGAUCCGCCUCACUCGCUCGCGUCGCAAGGAACUCGCACGCAUGUCAACACCAACUGACCGACUUCCACCGAUCACUCUUUGCAUGACGGCCUGGUUCAUGAGUUGCUUCAUCGGCACGCUCCCGAUUGAGACUACUCUCCGGGUGUGGGAUGUCUUCUUCUACGAGGGCUCCAAGACCCUGUUCCGCAUUGCACUGGCCAUCUUCAAGCUAGGCGAGAGCGAGAUUCGGGCUGUAGCCGAUCCUAUGGAGAUGUUUGGUGUUGUGCAAUCGAUGCCACGCCGACUGAUCGACGCUAACGCCCUAAUGGAGGCUUGCUUCAAACGACGGAAUGGCUUCGGGCACCUCAGCCAGGUCCAGAUUGACGAGAAACGCCAACAACGACGAGCUAAGGCGCAGCUGGAUCGAGUCCGUCAGGGCAAGACAUGGAACGUCGGAUAG
This is a messenger RNA of Fusarium musae, 2793 nucleotides long. RefSeq lists its product as uncharacterized. NCBI's taxonomy places the organism in Eukaryota, Fungi, Ascomycota, Sordariomycetes, Hypocreales, Nectriaceae. The transcript has a single exon. The record is from RefSeq and is a predicted model, not a curated record. The coding region runs from base 1 to 2793 and encodes 930 amino acids.